Molecule: messenger RNA, 1898 nt
Organism: Drosophila guanche
Lineage: Eukaryota; Metazoa; Arthropoda; Insecta; Diptera; Drosophilidae
Product: AT-rich interactive domain-containing protein 1B
Exons: 2
Coding region: 14-1813 (599 amino acids)
Source: RefSeq, a predicted model, not a curated record
UGGCAUUUGCACAAUGAAACUCCUGUGUGUCCUGCUGCUGUGCGUUCUGGCAUUUGCCUGUCUGGCGGAUGUUUGCCUUGCGAAACACCACAAACAUCAGCGGCAUCACCACGAGAAGGAGAAGGAUGAUGAUGACGAUCAUUAUCUGCCGCCGUCUGAGGAAAAGGAUGAUGAACCCAUCUACAAGAAGGAGAAGCACACCAGUGAGCGUGUCGUCUACCACAAGGAGGAGGAACCACCACACCACAAGGAGCAGCAGCACAACCACCACGAGGAGCACAAGAAACAGCGCGUGGAUCACUUUCAUCACUACGACAAGAAGCCGGAGGUGAAGACCGAGCACAUCCACUACAAGCACGAAACGCCGCAAGUCCGCACGGAUUAUGGCGGCGAUCUGUUCACCCCAGUGGCCAGCCAAGUCGUCUACAGGCGUCGUCGUCCCCAUCGCAUCACCUACGCCAAUGCCCCGAACUCUGUGUUUCACACUCACACCCAAAUCAACGUUCAGUCGCAGGACUCGGAGCUUUACUCGCUCAUUCGUCCAGAUCCGCCAGGAGGACAGCAAUUGCCGGGCGGUGCACAGGCUCCUACUGGAGCUCAGGCUCCUACUGGAGCUCAGGCUCCAACUGGAGCUCAGGCACCCACAGGAGCUCAAGCCCCUACCGGAGUUGGUUUCCUGCCCAACUGCCAGUUUACGGGAGUUCCUGGCAAUGUUGCUCCGGGCUGUGGUCCGUCGAAUCCACUUGGCGCUCAGCUUCCAGCCAGUGCCCUGGCUCCCGGUGCUGGACUGCCUGUCAAUCAAGGAGCAGGCCCCAUUCCCGCCGCUGGACAGUUGGCCGUGCAGGGCAAUGGCCAGCGGCCACAGAAACCAGGCGGCUACGUCGGCGGCUAUGGCAGGAAUAACUUCUUCGUCGAUCCCUCGCUGGCUGCGCAGCUGGGCGCUGCAGGAUUUCCAGCAGGUGGUCCAGGAUUCCCCGCUGGCGGUGCUCAACUGGCUGCUGCUCAGGGAUUUCCCAACCAGAAUCAGUUUGAUCCCUCCUUCGGCGCACAGUUGGGCGCCGCGGGUCAAGCUCCUGGAGCCGCUGCUGGCGCUCCCUUCGAUCCCUCAUUUGGCGCACAACGUCCAGCCGCUGGACAGGCACCCAUUGCUGGCCAAGCACCCUUCCAGAACCAGUUCGAUCCCAAUGCACAAUUCGGAGGCCAGCAGCCAAAUCAAUUCGGAAAUCCCGCUUUGGGCGCUCAACUGGCAGCUGGUCAGGCACCGAAUCAAGCGAAUGCUCCGCUUGGUGCACAGCUUGGAGCUGCACAGGCACCGCUUCAGAAUCAAUUUAAUCCCGCUUUGGGCGCCCCACUGGCAGCGGGUCAGCUGGUGCCACGCCUGCGCUCCGGACGUCCACGUAAUCGUUCCAAUUACCAAGGCCUAAACGUGCUCAAUGGCAAUGUGUUUGGUCAGCCGCAUCUGCAGGGACCAACGAAUGCGCUGGGCAACCAGCAGGACACAAACAUUAUCGAUGGAAAUUUCUACAGCGACGGCCAUCAUGGCCAUCAACGCGCUUUGGUCUCUGUCAAUGGCAAUCAACGCUCCGUGCUGGUGGCUGACGAUGAUGAUGCAGAUGACGAUACAGAUCCCAGUUUCAGACUAGGCUUUGCGGCCAGCUCGCCACAAGCUGCGUAUCUGGCGGCGCCCAAUAAUUCAGGCAGCAGCUCAAGGGAGGAUGACUCUGACUUGGGCACAGCUGCCUCGGAGUACCAGACGGACUACCGCGAGGAUGGCUAUCACUACGCCAAGCCCAAACACGCAUUUGAGUACUGAAUUUUGUGCACAAAAUUAAUGUUAUAAAUACUCAAAAAAUAAAUUAUACUUAGCAGCAGUUGCCGCAAGUGGCAGUCAACGAAAA